AAACCAAAUCAGUUACAAGUUAAAGAUAGACACACAGACUACACAGCAUCUUGGGCAGGGGGUUAAAUUUGAGACUCUUACUGAUCUGUGGAUUUCUGGAACUUUCCUCUUGCCUCCUCCAGGACUUAGUUCCCAUUUCUUCAGACAAUGUACUGGAAUUAUUAGGGAGGGUGAGCUGAUCAUGGUGCAAACCACAGGAAUGAUUGAAGAUUGUGGGAAGAGAGGAGCUACCAUGGCAGAAAGGAGGCAGCUGUUUGCAGAAAUGCGGGCUCAAGAUCUGGAUCGUAUCCGUUUGUCCACCUACCGAACAGCAUGUAAGCUUAGAUUUGUGCAGAAGAAAUGCAACUUACACCUAGUGGACAUUUGGAAUGUCAUAGAAGCACUGCGGGAAAACUCACUGAACAACCUGGACCCAAAUAUAGAGCUGAAUGUGGCUCGACUCGAAGCUGUGCUGUCCACUAUUUUUUACCAACUCAACAAACGUAUGCCAACAACCCACCAGAUCAAUGUAGAGCAAUCCAUCAGUUUACUGCUCAACUUUUUGCUGGCAGCUUUUGAUCUAGAAGGACAUGGAAAAAUAUCUGUGUUUGCUGUCAAAAUGGCCUUGGCAACACUUUGUGGAGGAAAGAUUAUGGAUAAAUUAAGAUAUAUAUUCUCAAUGAUUUCAGACACUAGUGGGAUAAUGGUGUAUGGAAAAUAUGAUACGUUUUUGCGAGAAGUUCUUAAACUGCCCACUGCAGUCUUUGAAGGUCCUUCUUUUGGUUAUACAGAACAAUCUGCAAAGUCUUGUUUUUCUCAACAGAAAAAAGUCACACUGAAUGCUUUUUUGGAUACUCUUAUGUCCGAUCCUCCACCACAGUGUCUUGUCUGGUUACCACUUCUACACCGAUUGGCAAAUGUUGAGAAUGUCUUCCACCCUGUUGAGUGUUCCUAUUGCCAUAGUGAGAGCAUGAUGGGAUUUCGCUAUCGAUGCCAGCAAUGUCACAAUUACCAGCUCUGUCAAGAUUGCUUCUGGAGGGGACAUGCCAGUGGUUCCCAUAGCAACCAGCACCAAAUGAAAGAAUACACGUCAUGGAAAUCACCUGCUAAGAAGCUAACUAAUGCACUUAGCAAGUCUUUAAGCUGUGCUUCCAGCCGUGAACCUUUGCACCCAAUGUUCCCUGAUCAGCCUGAAAAACCUCUAAACUUGGCCCAUAUAGUGCCUCCCAGACCAGUCACCAGCAUGAAUGACACACUGUUCUCCCACUCAGUUCCCUCAGGAAGCCCUUUCACAAACAGAAGGUUACAGUAUAGCCUCGAUGUUGCAGACAGGCUGGCUGAUGAACAUGUUCUCAUUGGGUUGUAUGUCAACAUGCUCCAGAACAACCCCUCACGUUUGCUUGACAGCCCAAACCGUUUAGAUGAAGAACACAGACUGAUUGCCAGGUAUGCAGCAAGACUGGCAGCAGAGACCACUUCAUCACAGCCACAACAGCAACCACAACAAAGAGGUGCUCCAGAUAUCUCAUUCUCUAUCGAUGCAAAUAAACAACAACGACAGCUUAUUGCAGAACUUGAAAAUAAGAACAGAGAAAUCUUGCAAGAGAUUCACAGGCUACGGCUUGAACAUGAGCAGGCAUCUCAGACCACCCCAGAGAAGGCAGCACAAAAUCCUACCCUCCUGGCAGAACUUCGCCUCUUGAGACAGAGGAAAGAUGAGUUGGAACAGAGGAUGUCAGCUCUUCAGGAAAGCCGAAGAGAACUCAUGGUUCAAUUAGAAGGCCUCAUGAAACUACUCAAGGAAGAAGAACUGAAGCAGGGAACCCAAGGGGCAGGCUCUCCUCGCUCAUCCCCCAGCCACACUAUCAGUCGGCCAAUUCCAAUGCCUAUCCGAUCUGCAUCUGCCUGCUCAACUCCAGCCCAUACACCACAAGAUUCUCUGACCGGGGUGGGAGGAGAUGUGCAAGAAGCUUUUGCACAAGGUACAAGAAGAAAUUUAAGAAAUGACUUGUUGGUAGCUGCUGAUUCAAUCACCAAUACCAUGUCUUCUCUGGUGAAAGAGUUAAACUCAGAAGUUGGAAGUGAGACAGAAAGUAAUGUGGAUUCAGAAUUUGGUCGGACUCAUUUUGAUGACCUUGUUCCAUCACCAACUUCUGAAAAGGCUUUCCUGGCACAAAUCCAUGCCCGGAAGCCAGGAUAUCUUCACAGUGUAGCUGCUCCUGGAACCAUUCGCAGUGAUAUGGUUACAGAGGAUGGAGAUCCUUAUGUUAGAGCUGAUGAUGAGAACUACGAAAAUGAUUCUGUCCGCCAACUAGAGAAUGAGCUCAAGAUGGAGGAAUAUUUGAAGCAGAAACUGCAAGAUGAAGCUUAUCAGGAAAGCUGCAGUCAAAUGGAUAAUGAAAGUGAUGUAAGAACUGAGGAGGGGAAGGAAGAAGAAGCGGAGGAGGAGGAGGAAGAGAACACUCAGACUAAUGACAAAGAUAGCCUAGCUGCCAACUUAAAGGAAGAAGUGAAAAAUCAAGUGCAGCCUCUCUAACCAACUAGGUCUCCAGACUGUAGCACAGUUAUUUUGUUUGACAAGUUGUAGUUUGUAGGAGUUUCUUUUGAAAAUUAAAGAACCAUGAUUUUUAUUUAAAGCUAACUUAUAUCAGCUACAUCAUAUGUAACAUGGCUUAUUAUUGGUGAAGAACACUGGCUGUACUAACAAAAUACAAACCCUUUGCACAUAGUUUUAAACCUGUUCAGUUUACAAUGACAAUACUGUUUAUAUUAGGAGUUUGAUUUCUGAAUAGUUUGAGAUUUUAGAACACUUUCCUAUACACUGUACAUUGUUUUUCCAUGGAGGGAAUUUUAAAACUAUAAUGAUGCAUUUAUCGUUGAAUAAAUAUACUCCUGUGUGUACAUAUUUAUAGCCCAAAAAUGAACUAUAGUUGCAAUACUGAGCCCAACCACAUUUGCAGAAUUCUCACAGAUACUACUGGGACUUGCAUACAUGUUGAGAUACAAUAUUGUAUCCUUGGAUAGCAAUUUGUCUUUAAUAUUUCUGCAAAAUAAAUAAAUAAAAUGAAAAUUUAAAAACAAACCUGUACAAAAUGCACUAAAAAGUAUCUCUAUGACUUAGGGCUACUACAUAACUUACGAAUAUUUUCUUUCAAGGUAUAAUCUAACAAAUCAGCCAUAGAAGUUAGUGUAAAUAUUUUCUUUCCAAAUAGAAAUCAUAUACAAAAGACAACAUUCAAAUUAUAUAGAAUCUAGUUUUUAAAAAUCAGUACAGAUCUUCUUAAAACUGUGAACUAUGUUUUGAAAUACUUGUUACUAAAGCUGUUUAUAAACCACAGGUGCCAUAAACUCCCUAACUAAUUGUAUAAUCUUCAUGGUAUUAUUUUGUUGCAGUUUUAGGACUUCCUUUCACAUUAUCUCCACCCUUCAUAUCUUGUUGGUUGAGGCCUUCAGCUUUAAAUGUACAGGCUUUAAAAGAUUGCUUGCAACUACUUUCUUUUCUUAUUUUUGAAUGUGCAUUGCCUUAGUCAACCACCAGUUGUUUUGCGUGCAUUCUUGGGAAUGGGUCAGGGGUAUCCGCAGGGUAUAGUCAAAAAAUCAAGUUAGCUGCCACGCACAUCUUGCAAUGUAUAUAAACAGGCAGAGCUUUGAUCACGCUAUCAUGGCUGCCAUCUUGCCUUUUUUGAUCUUACUCUGGGGACACUCCUGGAAUGGGUAGAGAGACUUUUUCGGGGGCUGAAUGGGGGUAAUCUGCUAAAUAUGAAAAGCACAGGGAGGGGAGGUGUGUCCUUUUAAAAAAGAAAAAAAAACAUGUAAUUAAAACUAUCACUUUUGAGUAAAUCUCAACAUCCUAUUUAAAUAAUAACAGGGAGGAGAUUGCUCCUAUGAAAAUUUUAAAUGGAAAAGUUACUUUGCAAUCCUAUUUUCUCUAUACAGUGAACUAGUUACAAGCAACUUUUAGUCCAGAAGAAAACAGCAAAUAAUCUAGACAUUGUUAAGUUUUUAGGGCAAUGUUUUAUUAAUGGUGCAACAAUUCUAAUAUUAAGCAUGAGUUAAGAAUAGCUCAAAUCUGUAAAUCCAAAGUUAUUAUUAAAAAUGCCCCUCCUAAAACUCUUGCAUAUAUACUGCAUUGUCCAAAUUAAAAGCUGAAUCUUCCUGUUGAUUCUGCUAGGGACAUGCUUCAGAUCAAAGAUAUAUGAAUGAAAUAACUCUUUCCCACACAUGCACAGAAUAAUUGCUAUUCCCGGCAUCUUCCUUCUUGUGUCUUUUUCAGCAUUGUCUCUAUGUUGUCAAAUCACAGAAUUUAGAGAACAGCAGAAAAUAAAAGAUGUUUACAUAGAGACACCCCAGCAACCCCACCUUCGCAAUAAUUACUCUUUACUCCAGUAGUGUCUACUAUCUUCACAUGGUGGAUACAUAAUCUUUGACAACUUACCUCUCCUACACCCUUCUCUCAGGAACUGGUUACUCUCUACUAGUGCCUAGCACACAUCAGUUAAUACUAUGACAGUAUAUUGGCAAUUCUUGCUGACAGCUCAGGACUCCAGCCAAGUAUUUCCUAAAGAGAAGCAAAAUUGUAUGAAGAUCUAAAUCCAGCUACAUACCUACAGUUAAGAGUAGUGAUUGUUUUCUCUGAUACAGUCCUUAAUUUACACAUCCACAUUGCAUGUAAAACACAUGCAUGAGUUUAAACUUUGGAAAAUCUGUGCAACGCUGUUAUUGUUGUCGCAACAUAUGCUCUUAGCCUGGUUUCAGCACAGAAUCCCCAAAGCAGAGCUUUAGGUGGCCUCUUACACUCUGGAACUCCAAGUUGAAGCACUUUUUCAUUUGCCUCCAAAACCAAAACCUAAUUUACUACAUCAACCAGUGUUAAGCUGACAGUGGCUCAGCUUGGGCAAUAUUUUCCCCCGAUUUCUCUCCAGCAUGUUGUUGGAAGCAAAACUGUGUUAUCAUCUAACACACUUGUUCAAUUUCUUGGGCCACUAGAGGUGGGUACAACGUUUGAAUAAAGAUAUCCUUGCAUAAAACUCCAUUAAUGAAGGACUUAGAUAGCCUGUUUCUAUAUUUUAUUUGUGCUGUUACAAGACCUAAUGGAAUAGGAUUUUAUGUGGAUAUCCCUUAUUCAGAUGUACAUCAAUGUGAAUGCCCGAGGAAUACAUGCCCCAGGCUAGUGUUGCAGACAUAUUUUUCCAUGCACAAUGAAACAAGCAUGUAGAGGAAUCCUGAAGUGAGAGUUUUGUCCCAGUUGGGCCAAUGUUUUAGCCCACUCAGUCUUUGUUUGCUAAACUUGUUUGGAUGGUGAACUUCCAAGUUAUUGGAAUGGUUGAACUAGCCAUUUAUCAUUUUUCAUGGCUAAUUACUGUAGCCAAAAACUCCUUGUGGAUUGUUAAUGGAAGGAUCAUUAAGAGGCAGGAAUUAGAAUGUGAAGAUGAGCAGGAUUCUUGAAUGUUGGAAGAAAAGAGAGGAUAGAAUCUCUGUAAGUAGUAAUGUUAACUUAAAAACUGCAUUAAAAGGUGUGUGGCCUUUGUUGUGAUAAUACGUAUUUUCUUAUAUGCAUGAGACAAAAUGUGGCAUCAUUAUUUAGCACAGAUGUCUGCCUUUUACUUUAGCCACGUUCCCCCAUUCUUACAAGUUGCUUGGAAUUGCUGUAGAUAGAUCUUGUAAAUACCACAACUGCAGGUUGCAGCAGUUAGGUUGGUUCAGGUCAGUGCCAGAGCUUUGAAUGACAAGAUGGGAAUUUGUGAACCAAAAAGUAUGAAGAAUGACAUCUUGAAGCUACUAACUGUCUGAUGUUUUUAACUACUGUCAUUUCACACCAGUCUGGACAGACACUGCAAAUUUUACAUUAUUCAUUGGUAUUGUAAACAGAACUACUAUUGUAUGGGGGUUUUUUGUAUUGCUGUUAAGUAUUGUUUUGUGUGUGUGUGCGUGUGUGUGUGUGUUAAGCCUACUGGGGACAUAUUUUGAAGUGAUUAAACUAUUUAAUUGUGUGUCUAUAUUUUGGAAUGAAAUUAUUUCUUCAUUAAAAAAAGAAUUUUUAAAAGGAA
Messenger RNA from Candoia aspera, 6026 nucleotides. It is a transcript of the gene DTNA, whose product is annotated as dystrobrevin alpha. The transcript has 21 exons. Lineage: Eukaryota; Metazoa; Chordata; Lepidosauria; Squamata; Candoiidae. The record is from RefSeq and is a predicted model, not a curated record. Gene Ontology annotation, molecular function: zinc ion binding. Gene Ontology annotation, cellular component: plasma membrane; synapse. Gene Ontology annotation, biological process: synaptic signaling. The coding region runs from base 182 to 2515 and encodes 777 amino acids.